Chenopodium quinoa (quinoa) is the source of this 831-nucleotide messenger RNA. RefSeq lists its product as uncharacterized. Bases 1 to 831 code for a protein of 276 amino acids. The transcript has 2 exons. Lineage: Eukaryota; Viridiplantae; Streptophyta; Magnoliopsida; Caryophyllales; Amaranthaceae. The record is from RefSeq and is a predicted model, not a curated record.
AUGAGAGAGAAAGUUAGUGAGAGAGAGUCCCCAACCCCAUCCAAACAACAGCCCCCAACACCAAUCUUUUCCCAAGCACAACCAUCAUCCUCUCUUGCUCCACCCCUUCUACAACGCCCUCAGUCUUCACCACUCCAAUCCUCCACCCUUUCUUCCUCUCUUCCUCCUACCCUAUCCCUUGUCACCCCUUCACCUCUCCGAUCAAACCAAUCCUUCCUUGAGGCUGAAUAUGAGUCUUUUUGUUCUAACUGGAUUGAUUCAAUCAUUUCUAAACCUUGCGGGAAGUCAUUCUCCACUGAGUUCUAUGCUGAGAAUCUCAACAAACUCUGGAAACCAAAAACUCCAACCUCAACCUUUCCAAUUGGAAAAGGUUACUUCAUUUCUAAGUUCAGCCAUCAAGAGGAUCUAGAUCGUGUGCUUGGCAAGGGUCCUUGGUUGUUAAAUGGUGCAUUCAUAGCAGUAGAGAAGUGGAAACCCGGGUUCAAACCAUCAAGUGCUCCUCUAAACAGAGUGGCCUUAUGGGUUGAACUUCCUGAGCUCCCUGCUGAGCUAAACAACAUUACUAUGUUGUCAAAAAUUGGUAAUGCAAUCGGCUCCUUUGUUAAAAGAGACAACUCCAGAGCAAUGAGAACGGCGAGAAUUCUUGUAUUGAUCAAUGAGGAUCUUCCAAAGAAGAAUCACAUUUGGUUUAGGAAUAUCAAGCAAGAAAUUUGUUACAAAGAGCCAACUCCAAAGCAAUCGUUUCAGAAACACCCAGCUAAUCAGAGCUCGCAAGCUACCUCCCAAAAAAAAUCCAAAACAGUCUUCAGCUAUCACCAAUGCUUCAGAUAA